This is a messenger RNA of Nothoprocta perdicaria, 809 nucleotides long. RefSeq names its product ribonuclease P and MRP subunit p25 (gene RPP25). Gene Ontology annotation, cellular component: ribonuclease MRP complex. The transcript has a single exon. NCBI's taxonomy places the organism in Eukaryota, Metazoa, Chordata, Aves, Tinamiformes, Tinamidae. The coding region runs from base 140 to 754 and encodes 204 amino acids. The record is from RefSeq and is a predicted model, not a curated record. Gene Ontology annotation, biological process: tRNA 5'-leader removal. Gene Ontology annotation, molecular function: RNA binding.
GCGCUACCUCCUCGCCUCUCUGCGCCGGCAGCUCCAGCACGGCUGUGGCCAGCACCCUGACUAGGACUGCACUCGGGGCUGGUGGUCCCGGGACGCCACGUGCCAGUGCCCAGGCUCCCCGUGUCUCUCCGCCACCCCAAUGGCCACCGGCUCCAGCGACUCCAAGCCCUCUUGCCAGCCCAGGAUGGAGAACUUCCGCAAGGUAAGCACGUCUGAAGAGCAGAGCCCCUUGCCCUUCGCAGAGCUGCCGCCUGGCAUUGUGGAAAUGAAGGUGAAGGAGGGCAGCAAGAUCCGCAACCUUAUGGGCUUUGCCAUGGCCCACAUGGAGCGCAAGGGCAGCCGGCAGAUCGUGUUCAGCGGCUGUGGCCGCGCUGUCACCAAGACCAUCACAUGCGUGGAGAUCAUGAAGCGCAAACUGGGCGGCCUGCACCAAGUCACCAAGGUGCGCUACCAGACACUGCGUGAGGUGUGGGAGAGCACGGAGCCGGUGCCUGGCGGCACACCGCACCAUCUCACCGUGCACAAGAAUGUGCCCUCCAUCUGCAUCCUCCUCUCCCGUGACCCUCUGGAUCCCAGCCAGAYGGGCUACCAGCCUCCGGAGCCAUCCAGGAGCCCGGCAGUGGGAGGAGAAGCGUCGGGAUCCCCUGCCAAGGGGCUGAAGAGAGCUGUGAAUGCCCCGCUCGAGCGGGCCAGCAAGAAGGUGCAGGGUCCCGAUGGCCCUGCUGGGGACCUCCCGCUGUCCCCUCGGCCCUGACUGCCCCAUGAGGAGUGACCAGAUGGGGCGCACGGGCAGGAGAAGGAAUAUGGGA